AUGGACCCCUCACUGGACAAUGCCCGCCAUCUGCGCUACUGGCAGCGCUGCCUGCGCACAUUGUUACCAUACCAGUACACAGCCAACGACAGCACACGCAUGACGCUGGGCUGCUUUUCAGUAGCAGCCGCGGAUGUUCUGGCUGCAGGACCGACACCGAUCUCGAUCAUCCCUCCCGCUGACCGGAAGGCAUUCCGGUCAUGGGUGCUUGCCUGCCAGCACCCUGGUGGCGGUUUCGCCGGCUCACCAACACAUGUGUUUCCACGCGCAGUGUACGGCGGGUUUGACUUUGCGGCAGGCGGGCCGACGAUCGGGGCACAGGGCGAGGCAAACAUUGCGGCGACCCUGUUUGCAUUACAGCUGCUAGCACUGUUGGCCAGCGAGCCAGAGUCCGGAGCAGACGGCGAGCAAACCGAGGGCAAGAAAGAGGGAGCUUUCCUUGGCGUGAAUCGAAACACAACCCUGCGAUGGCUUCGGCGGUUACAGCGGGAAAACGGCAGCUUCGGGGAGUAUGUGACAGAGGUAGUGGACCCACGAGCUGCAGGCGGCCGACGGACGGUGAUCGGGGGCGGUGCGGACAUGCGGUACUGCUACAUCGCGGCGAUGAUCCGGUGGAUGUUGGGUGGUGGAAGAGCCCACGACGACGUGGAGGAUAUCGACGUUGAUGCGCUGGUGCUCUACAUACGGCGUGGACAGACGUACGAUGGUGGUUUCUCGGAAAGCUCGACACAUGAGAGCCAUGCUGGAUAUGCGUUCUGCUCUAUUGCGGCCCUCGAGCUUUUGGGACGUGCCCCAGAAGACGGCUUGGUCACUACACCUGCAAAAAACGACCUGUUUGCCCGUGGCAUUGCCGAUAUACCCGCACUACUUCGGUGGCUCGGUUCCCGCAGCUUUUUGUACAAGACGAACAGCGACGAUGACGGCGGUGAUGAAGAGGAAGAGGAAGAAUGGCACGAAAGCAUUGUCACCAACGUCACGCCGGAUACCCUGCUGCAGUCGGCGUGCCACCCGCUGCUUGGCUUUAACGGCCGGUGCAACAAGCACGCCGACUCAUGCUAUACAUGGUGGACGGUCGGCUCGCUGGUCAUCUUGCAGCAGAAUGGUCAUGGCCUGGGCGAGGCUGCCGGAACUGCUGCAGCCAACUGGGAUGCAAGCCGUCGGUUCCUCCUCGAGGAGAUGCAGCACGCCAUCGGCGGCUUCUCAAAGGCACCCGGCGGCCCACCGGACGUGUAUCACUCGUACCUGUCGCUAGCAGUGCUGGCGACAAAAGGCGAGCCCACCCUCAAGGCGUUCGACCCGGCAAUGUCUGUCAGCGUGGACACGGUGCGCACGAUCGAGGCCGCUCGGCGUGGACUUCUGCGUGGGUUGGGUGAUGGCGGUGCAAAGCGGCGGACCGAUCUACUAUCCCUUGGCAAAGCUUGCUGGGAAGCAACUAGCACAGUUACAUCAACAGCGACGGCUGCUUAA
This is a messenger RNA of Sporothrix brasiliensis 5110, 1467 nucleotides long. RefSeq names its product geranylgeranyl transferase type 1 beta subunit. The transcript has 2 exons. The coding region runs from base 1 to 1467 and encodes 488 amino acids. Gene Ontology annotation, cellular component: CAAX-protein geranylgeranyltransferase complex. Gene Ontology annotation, molecular function: CAAX-protein geranylgeranyltransferase activity. NCBI's taxonomy places the organism in Eukaryota, Fungi, Ascomycota, Sordariomycetes, Ophiostomatales, Ophiostomataceae. Gene Ontology annotation, biological process: protein geranylgeranylation. The record is from RefSeq and is a predicted model, not a curated record.